UCUUGUAAUACUCAGGAGUCAGAACAAUACUUGAAUUCGUAGCAGAAUUUUCUCUGUUUGCAUAUAUAGUAUUGUUUUUCACGAGCAUCAGUAGCAUGUACUGGAUCUAAGCUAAUGAAGCCUUAAGAUCUGUGACCUUUAAUGCCAUCAGUAAUUGAAAAAAAUAUCAGUAAAUAUUCACAAUCGCAUUAAUUCGUCACACGUACGUCAUAUAGGAAUCGAUAGCUCAUCACUUUACUGGCAUCUUCGUUAAUCUGCAUAUGUGACCUUUAACGAAAUGUGUUGCCGUUAAUCGGAUAGAGAUUUGUCUUCACACGUAUAAUCGGUCUGUUUAUAAAUUACGGAAUAGUGGAAAUGAUUGCGCUACAGUUGCAUAUGCAAUCCACACUGAUUGUGUGUACGUAUCGAUCGUAUGACAUGUACCCGGUUGACUCCACAGCAUCGUGGUUCAGCUAGCUAAUUUGUGGGUUUCUCGGCAGCUUCCAGUGCAGUAACUGUCAUACCAUGAGCGCACAAGAGUCACUCCCUAUGAACGCUCAAUGCAUGCGGCGCAGAAUAUUACCGUACAACUCCCACAUCCAGACGUCGGCUGCACGAUGCGAACGAGAACUGCAAAAACACGAUCGAUAUAUGCCUUAACUGGGAUUUCCUCGGUGGACGAGGGGAUGACAACGCUAACCGUUAAUGCCGCUGCGCCAUCCGUAUUCUCCCGUAUAUUCCAUGAUUAUUAUGCUCAGAAAAUCCGAAUAUCAAGGCUCGACAAACCGCGACCCAUCCUGCUGUCUUCGGGGUUAGGAUUGCUGAUUUUUGGAUUGCUGCUGCUGAUGAUGGCUGGUGAUCGGCGACACCACGAUUUAGAUAAUGCUGUAACUGCUCUGCUCACCUGCGGAUGGUGCGCAAUUACUGGUAUCGUUGGUCUCUUUGCGGCUUGCUGGUGUCCCAGUGGCAAGGCUAAUUUGGAAUGUUACCACGACGUGGAAAAAUGCCUGAAGAAAAGGGCUUUGCUGUUCUAUCGCGCAUACACUGGAUGCUUGGCGGUCUUGAUAUGCUUCGCUCUGGCCUUGAUUAUCCAUUCCGUUGUGGCCGGCAUCCUGACGGUGUGGGAUGCUCCGCGAGGUGAAGCGGAACUCUUCAUCGUCUUCGGCAUUAUUUUACUGCUCAACUGUCCCAUGUUUAUCUGCAUGGUGCUGGCGGAUAAAGAGUCUUUUAUCGAGUAUCACAACAGAGAACACGGAGGCCAUGAGGACGCCGAGGCACGAAUCGGUCGGCCCAUCCCGCACGCGGGAGCCCAUAGCCUGCAAGCAGACACAGUAUCCCUUCCACCGCAGUAUUCCGAUGAGCUCAGCCGCGGUCUGCUGCCCACAUACGAGAUGGCAGAAUUGGAGGAGCCGCUGCUGUGCUCAACGCUGACAAUACAGAACGGAAAAAUGGUGGAGCUGCCACCAUCGUAUUCGCAGAUUGUGGCAUUCGGUCAUAGUUCGUAGUGGCGAAGUAUUGACCAGCGCAAAAAAUUCUGCUGUAUUAUAGGGCGACCUUAAACCAUUUGCACCAUCUUCCAUAGUAACGCCAUUUUUCACCGACAAUACUUAUAAUAGUCCUGUAUAAGAAUGACACCAUGCAGCGCUCAAGAAAGGAAUGUAUAAAAUGUUAUUUUCUCACGCUAUGUCCGAAUCAUGGGAAAGGUACAUAUGCCGGUCACCAACAGGUUGAUUUAACCUGUAUGUAUUAAUCUGCGUUAAGGACUACGGUGUUAUGGUCGUCAAUCAAAAUUAAAGAAUGCUCUAAAAAUUACUCGGGAAAAAUGUUAUGAGCACUAGCCAAGUGCCGUACGCGUUUGUAACUAACUGUAACU
Paramacrobiotus metropolitanus is the source of this 1852-nucleotide messenger RNA. RefSeq lists its product as uncharacterized. The record is from RefSeq and is a predicted model, not a curated record. The coding region runs from base 540 to 1484 and encodes 314 amino acids. Lineage: Eukaryota; Metazoa; Tardigrada; Eutardigrada; Parachela; Macrobiotidae. The transcript is spliced from 4 exons.